Messenger RNA from Cyphellophora attinorum, 1311 nucleotides. RefSeq lists its product as uncharacterized. Lineage: Eukaryota; Fungi; Ascomycota; Eurotiomycetes; Chaetothyriales; Cyphellophoraceae. Bases 1 to 1311 code for a protein of 436 amino acids. The record is from RefSeq and is a predicted model, not a curated record. The transcript has 2 exons.
AUGGACUGUGAGGUUCAGAUGGUGCAAGGCUCUGACGCUGACUCCCCUACGCAUCCCAAUGGAUCAACAGAAGUCACUGACGAGGAUGCCACGAUUCCCGUAACAUUAUACAGCUAUCAACGGUGCAAAUACAGGCUCUACUCGAUAAUUUCCCCGAUCCUCGAGAACGUGCGCUUUUUUUAUGGCACAAACAAGUCUCAGGUAGCUGAAAAGAUCGAAAAUGUCCACCAACAAUUGCUAUCCUGGUCUGCUUCACUGCCACCUGUGUUGAAGUUGAGCGGCAACGAAGAAUUAUCGCGUGCAGCUUCCUUUUCAUUGGAAAACACUUUUCGACUACAAGCUCUUGCGUUGCAGCUGGCAUAUGACAAUAUCAUGAUUGUCCUCCAUCGCCCACUACUUCUAGCCGAGACAAACAUGAACUUGCGAACAACGCGUGACGGCACUAGCUCGCUCAAGACAGCGCAGAGCGUGGCAGAAGCAGUGCGGAGGGGCGUUUUAGUCAGCAAGAAUCAAUGCUGGGAGUCGGCGCUGCGCACUUCCGAAGUCGUCGACCACAUGGAUAUUCUGGGAGUGGCAAAAGCCACGCAUGCAGCUUCAUACGUCGGGAUGCACAUGUUCACAGCAGGCAUAGUCCUCAGUGUCGUUGGUUUAUCACAGCCUACAUCUUCGGAGGCUCAAAAGGCGAAGAAAUCGAUUGGGAGCAUUACUCGUCUUUUGAGUGCCUUCGGGCCGUUUACAUUAUUGUCUGCUCAGAGCGGAAGCGUCCUGCAAACUAUGCUCAAGCUCAUAAUGCGGAGGGAGAUGGAGGAGCUACUUUAUGGGCCAGAGCAUGCCCGAAAAGGCCGAAUUUGGUCCGAAAACAUUGAUUUUACGGCGGCCACUAAGUUUGGGACAACUCAAGACCAUUAUCGUGACGGAGCAGAAGAUACUACCCAGAACACAAAUCUGGUUGCUGGCCCGUAUCCUCGCUUGUGCACCGGAUCAUCAAUGGACAAGUCAGAUGUUAUGGCAAACCUUCAAGGCCACCCCAUACCUUUAUCUAGCACAGCUGCAGGUUUACACAAAGGUCUCCGACCCGCUCAGCAAGCUGUUGCUAGUCUCCCUUACAGCGACUCUACCGACGGUCAUGGUCUGGCGAGCUGUACCAACCCAGCGGAGCGACCUAGUACCAAUCUAUCCUCAUAUCAGACCGAAGUUGCUGUUUUACAUGAAGACGCGGAUGGUGUCAGCUCGAUGUACAACGACCUGUUCGGUGGCCUGGAAGAUAACGGUCAGAUCUGGUUGUGGGACACAGAGUCAUGGCCUUCAUAA